AUGAGCGCGGCAAGCAAUGAGGUGUCUGUCCUGACGGGUCCCGUCACAUCAGGGGCACCAUUGACGGUUGUCCGAGAGGCGGUCUCUCUUGUGUCCAAGUUCUUCCUGCAGAAUCUGCAGACACUGCAGAGGCACGAAAGCUUCGGGCAGCUGUGGCUUAUGGUGCUGAGACUGAUGCUCCAGUUUAUAAAGCGCGGUUCCGACGACCGCGAUGCCGAGUUAGAGGAAGUGUCCACCGAGAACCUCAAAAACCUGUUGGGCGUCCUUGUCAGCACUAGUGUCCUUGGCUUCGUUUCGCCGAAGGCGGCGCAGCCGAGCGACGCGGCCGCUCGACCGGUGUGGUGGCAGAUGACCUGGGACUGCAUCGAGGCCCUGCGGAUGUCCUGGUUUCGGUUCGGUGCAUAG
Messenger RNA from Symbiodinium sp. CCMP2456, 405 nucleotides. Lineage: Eukaryota; Dinophyceae; Suessiales; Symbiodiniaceae. The record is from the annotation of a GenBank genome assembly.